UACUUGAUACCAAUGUUAAUCUCUGUCCAAUAGCCUUCUAUCGUCCUCGUCUUUACAAUAGAGGAUUAGCCCGUUCAACGUAUUCUUUAUGGAUGAUCUGUUUUCUAUAUACCCUAAACAAAAAAGUCAGGGGAAAUAAUAGCGUAUUUGACGGUAUAUGGAUAUUAAUCAGAAAGCGCCUAUGCAGGUAACCAACUGUGCGUUGCCAACGGUGAUUUACGCUGUUUGAGACGGGAAGGCACUCUGUAUCGUGUCUUAAACUUUGGAACCGGGUUAUACUGUGACAGAAAAAGGACUUUAAGGAUUUUUGGGGAUACAUUGGAUCUUUAAGGAAUUAAUUAUGUCACAAGUGGGCGUCCGUCCGGCGUCCCAGAUGAGUACGGGAAGAAUGGGGGUUACAUUACCCCAGAUUCAACACCCGAUGUCUCGAAUGAGCAACCCAGGAGAAAUGGAACUACGAGGGGUGUCAAGGUCCGGGGAUCGGCCAAUGUCGAACCCUCUUGGUGGCCGACCACUCGCAAAUGAGUCUCACUAUCCGGUCAGGAAAUCAUUGAGUGCCCUGUCCGGACGGGAGAGUCGACAGGCAAGUCGUCUUGGGCGUGAAAACGCACCCCCACCCAUGCCAAUAGAGAGCAUACCCGAGGGGGUUGAAGUUACUUUUGGAGAUCCCGGCAAAACUAGGAUGCCGAUUUUCGGCCGUAUAUCUGACAGUAACAAGGCUGACGUGACAAACAGACCGGAUGUUCCAGCGAGCCGUGCCAGCUCUCGCCUGUCUACAGCGUCCGCACAGGCCAGACUUGAAAUAGACGAAUUGGAAAUGUUGCUAAGACAGAGAAUGAAGGGAAAUUUCUAUGAAAUAAGGAAACAGUUCCAGAAUAACGAUCCUGAAGGAAAAGGCAACGUAUCCAGGGAAGCAUUGUACAGAAUUUUGAUGACAGUAUUAAGUCGACAGCUGUCACAGAAUAGUUUUACGAAACUGUUAGAGAGACUAGGGUUUAACAACAAAGUUGUUAUCAACUACACAGAGUUCUUUUCACUGUUCCGAAAGAUGAACGACGAAGAUUCUUCAUUCCCUAAAUGGAUGGACCCUAUUCAAAGAACUCACCUGGAGAAAGCCACAAUGACAUGUGACCAAGUUCAUCUUCAACUGAAAGAAAAGGCGAGACAAAGAGUAAUGGAUGUUGGAGAGUUGAUUCCUCAGAUGAACCCUGGUGGUAGUGGUCGCAUCAUGAAACCUGAGCUUCGACAACUUCUCAACCGACUUAUGUUCUAUAUGGAUGAUGUGGAGUUUGAAAAACUCUGGAACAAAUAUGACCCGGAUGCGUCUGGUACAAUAAGUGGGGAGAAAUUCAUGAAUAAACUCGGUAUCUCGUUCAGUAACGGAAUUACUGAGAAUGGUAGACUGUCUCCAAUAGCAGAAUCAGAUCUUCGAAAACUAAAAAUCUCCGACCGGAAAGUGAUUGAGGAAUUCAAAGAACUAAGUAGUAAGUCAAGCGCACUGAUGAAGUACAUGCAGUUUAUGCAGUAUCUAGAACAGCGCAGCAAGCGUACACCUCGCCGGAAGGAAGUAGAGAGACGCCAGCAGCUCGAUGUAGAACGCUGGUUGAAAAAUAAAUUCAGGGAGGGCUUUGCAACCAUGAGGGAAAGUUUUGAGGCAAAAGAUCCAAAGAACGAAGGCAGUGUAAACUUUGAUGAUUUCUUGGACGUUCUAUCUGCAUACGGUCUGAAACUGGAGAAGAAAUAUUUGGCAGCGUUCCUGUCAAGGUGUAGCGUUUCAGCGAACAAGAACGGAACAGUUCCAUAUAGAGAGUUCCUGCACCGAUUCCAGGACCGUAGUGAGAAGGGCAUGACUCACACUAUUCUUACUGAUAACAAACACAGGCUAGUGAGACUGUUUAACAAUGAUGUCAAAUCGGAGAAUGGCUCGAACCUGAGUGCCAUCGAGGCCCAGCUGAUGAACAUGUUCCAGAGAGACUUCCUGGCACUUCUAGGAACAUUCAAGAGUAUAGACAAGUUAGAGACAAAUGUCAUCGGUCAGGAAGAGUUCCGUGCAGCGAUGGAAAGUCGCUUUAAUCUGACACUAACACAAGAUCAAUUUGACAGUUUUGUUGACAGAAUUCCACUGGACGAGGACGGUAACGUUAAAUAUACAGACUUCAUGCAGCAGUUUGAUACAAGAGGAAUGGCGGCAAGUUUAUUCCCGUCUAAAGAGAGAGAAGAGAGGAAACCAGUAAAAGUUGGACCACUGCCAGAAGAUCCACCAAAACCUAUGCCAGUGUCACAGAGAUCAGACAUGGGUGAAUAUAUCAGCUUUGACGACGGUCCUCUACUAGAAGAUACCGUUGCUAGACGCUCGCCACAAGAAAUGUUCAAAGUUAUUAAGGAUUUACUUAAUAAAAGGUUCAACGACGUUGAAACUAUGUUCUUCGAAUUAGAUGAAAUUAACUCCAUGAGAAUGUCUCAAGAACAAAUGUUCCAGUUACUUAGAAGAUUCCCUGAAGUAAGACCAGAGGUUACAAGAGGCGAAAUUAGAGAUCUUUGGAAAACAUUCAUCACAAAUAAAGAUAAAACUCUGGAUUACUACGAGUUUGUCCGCCAUUUUGGAUUCUCAAAAACGUCUGCUGCUUUCCCGAACGCGAAGCGAGUUCCACCACGUCAUGGUGAUGCAGACUUCAUGAUUCGCUCACGAAAAUUGAACUGUGCCGCUGAUAUGCUGCAAGAUAGUUUGAGAUCAAAGAUUGACUACAUGUGGGAAGAUUUACGUAAGGAGUUUGUCGGGAUGGAUCCAUAUGGUAUUGGAUUUGUCUCCCAGGAUGAAUUCCGCGAUGUCCUCAAAGAACUGUGUGUACACCUCAGUGAAUUUGAGCUAGAUCAACUAACUAGAAAGUUUGAUUUGAAGAAAGAUGGAAGGGUAUCAUAUAUAGAAUUUUUGAAGCCGUUUGCUCUACGUAAACAGAUUUGGCGUCAUGGUAACAAUAUGUUAUCACUGUUACAACAUCCCCAAGCUGAACUACCAAUGAGUGAUAUAGUUGAACCCCCACAGAAAGGUUUACAUGGACUCACGGCUAAACUCAGACAAAAGUUGGCCAAUGACUGGAAGAAUCUGCGUCGCGCGUUCCGAAAGUUGGAUAAGACCAAUAAUGGUUACUUGUCUGUCCCAGAGUUCAGGUCGGUGCUCAAACUUGCAAACGUGAUAUUAGAUGAGGACGAGGUCUACCAUGUCCUGAACAGGUUCGACAACAACAUGUCUGGAAAGAUCCAAUAUGAGAAAUUUAUUGAGGAGACAUUUAAACCGGAAACACGACAUAGUGUACGACCAGUGUGAAAAUUAUGUAUAAUAUAAGACUAUUCUAAAGAAUUAUGUAUAUAAAUUUAAACACAUUUGCCUAAUCUUUUAACCGAUUGUGAUUUUUGAAAUUUUCUGUCUCGCUGGUAUUUAACAAAAAUUUAAAUACUAGCGUACAAGCAUCUUUUAGAGCAAGUUUAUUUUAAUACCUUAAAUAUAUGAUAAUUGACAGUAAUUAAAACAUUUAUAUUGUUAUAAUUUCAAUUGGAAUAUGUUUGGAAAUAUAUUGCUAAUACAGUUUUGCGAGUAAGACCUUUACGUUCGUGUGGAGGUUUUAAUACAGUAUUAGUUUUAUGCAUUAUAAUUUUAAUGUAUUCAUAUAUAUACAUGUAUAUAUAAACUCAUGAUGGUUGAUGUUGUGUUCCUCUGUGGAUGUUUGCACAAAUGUUUGAUGUUUGGAUGUGUAUCUGAUAUAUCUACCUUUUAUAUUAGUGUUGAACGGAUUUAUAUAAGCUCCUCCCACAAAUUACAGUAACUUACAUUGUGGUCUUUGAAGUUAAAUUUUGGAGCAAAUAUUAUUGACACAAAAUAUGCUUCCGUGUUGGUAUGUACAAUCUAUAUGUACCCGUACAUAUUCAGCAAAACAGUAUUUUUUUCCUAUUCAGUAUUCAUAUAAGUCCGUCCAUUACAAGUGAUAAAAAUGUUACUGUUUUAUUUCCCCGGUUGUGUUGUUUCAUUUGUUGUUUGUUAUAUGAGCUGACUGUGAUUAUUGUGUGAUUACAUUUUGUUGUUUAUUUUGUUUCUUGUUGUCAUUUCUUUAUUUCAUCUUGCUAUUUACUCCUUCGAGUGUAUUUAUUUAGUCACAUUCUGUAAUUAUGUUCAUAUUUGACAUUUUAUUUAACUUCACCAUCUGCAACAUGAUAUCUUCCUAUAUUUGAUCUACUACUAUAUAUCGUUUGUAACUCAAAUGCCUCAUUAUUUGCAUACUUGAUAAAAACUGGGCUCAGUAUUACGUAGGCUAAACGAAGGGUAAGAUUUUAGAGUAAUAUAUAUUUUAUGUGUUUUAAUGUUAUUUACUGAUACAUAGUUUAUAUGUGUGUUAUUCUGCUAUACGUUUUAAGAUAGUUCUACUAUCAUUUUCUAUUAUGUUUGUUACACAUCUUAUUUUUUAUAUUUCACCUAGUACAUGGCUACUGAUAAUUCUCGUAAUGUUUGAAUUCAUUCAUUGAGUUCAUUCAAACAUUUACAAAGUUCGAGUAUAGCACCAAGAUGGUGAUUUCCUACAGGAGACGGCUUUAACAGACACUCAACUUGGACUUUCUAUAUAAUCCAUGGGACAUAACAUAAUAUCGUGUCCACAUAUUUCUUAACAGAAUAUAUAAUAUUUAUUAACAGAAAUACACUUUUAGUUUUUACAUAAUUGAUUCUAGUUAUAUAUUUAUCUGUGAUAUUUUUCUGUUUGCAGUUUUGUAAAUGACUCAAGCACUUACAAGUUACCUAUACAAAUAAAGUCAUGUAUAAAGUGAA
Ruditapes philippinarum (Manila clam) is the source of this 4813-nucleotide messenger RNA. RefSeq names its product EF-hand calcium-binding domain-containing protein 6-like. The record is from RefSeq and is a predicted model, not a curated record. Gene Ontology annotation, molecular function: calcium ion binding. Lineage: Eukaryota; Metazoa; Mollusca; Bivalvia; Venerida; Veneridae.